Leptinotarsa decemlineata (Colorado potato beetle) is the source of this 14301-nucleotide messenger RNA. RefSeq names its product low-density lipoprotein receptor-related protein megalin (gene mgl). Lineage: Eukaryota; Metazoa; Arthropoda; Insecta; Coleoptera; Chrysomelidae. The record is from RefSeq and is a predicted model, not a curated record. Gene Ontology annotation, cellular component: plasma membrane; signaling receptor complex. Gene Ontology annotation, molecular function: protein binding; calcium ion binding.
GCGCGAGAAGUUCACCGCACACAGCGUAGAGUGCCUGUUCCGUUCGAAGGUUUGAAUUUGAAAGAUAGUCCGCGCCGCGUUUGCUACUGCACAGGUGGUUUACUAUCGAAGUGUGCUGUGGCUGUAAACAGCUUCGCGAGAAGUUCUUCUUCUGACUUUCUAGUUAUGUUUUCGUGUUUAUACUCACUGUAAUUGUUGCAUGUGUUGUGUUUUAGAAUAGAAUAUGCAGUGCUUCCCGGCACUUUUGAACUACCUGUUCGGGUUGGUGCUGUGCUACUGGACAGUGUCGCUGGUUUUGGGGGAAACGAGGAUUCUUCCAAAUACAGGUGAAACCGUCAGCGGCAUAUGUCCAUUUGGCUCGUUCCGAUGCUCCGAAGGCAAAUGUAUUCCGGCCCUUUGGGUGUGCAACUAUCAGGCAGACUGCGAGAAAGCGGAGGAUGAGUUCCAAACGUGCCCGGCGCCCGAAUGUGAGCCCGGACAGAUUACGUGUCGUCAGUACAUAUGGAAUAAAACAUACUGUAUCCCUCCGCACUUUCGAUGCGACAUGACGGUCGACUGUAUAGAUGGAUCUGAUGAGACGGAGUGUACUUACAGGACAUGCCAACCAGACGACUUCCACUGCGGCACCAAGGCAUCCGAUCCCUGCAUCCCCAAAGAAAAAAAAUGUGAUGGCUACUACGACUGCCGGUCAGGCAACGACGAGCAAGACUGUCCUGGAGUUUCAUGCCGUUUGGAUCAGUUCCGGUGUGCCAGGGGACACAGGUGCAUCGAAAUGUCGCAGAAGUGCGACCACAAAGACGACUGCGGGGACAAUUCUGACGAGCAAGGCUGCAAUUUCCCUGUCUGUCACGGCGUUCAAUUUCGAUGCGCUAACGCCCUGUGUAUUCCCGGAGCUUUCCGAUGCGACGGCUAUCAGGAUUGUACCGAUGGAUCAGACGAGCUAAACUGCACCGCCAUAGCCUGUCCGGAGAAUCAGUUCCUGUGCCCGAAAGGAUCAUCCGGCGCCCAUAAAUGCAUCCCGAAAAACAAGUUGUGCGAUGGCAAGAAAGAUUGCGACGAUAAUGCUGACGAAGAGACCGCUUGCUCUACUGUAUACUGCCCCUCUCUCGGUUGCGACUACAAAUGCCAAGCCUCUCUAACCGGAGGAUCUUGCUACUGCCCGGAAGGAAAGAAACUGGCCCCCGACAACAAAACCUGCACGGACCUGAACGAGUGCUAUGAAUGGGGUUUCUGCGAUCAACUGUGUUCGAAUACCGACGGGAGCUACAGCUGCUCGUGCGCUCCCGGCUUCACUAUGAAAGACAAGAACCGAUGCCAGGCGGACAAUUCAAGCGCGCUUCAGCUCUUUUUUGCCCACGAGAAAUCCAUUCUGCGCAUGACCGGCUCCGGAGGUAACCCGAUGACGUUCGUCAAUACGACAGGUGCCAGCGGGUUGGAUUUCCACUACAAAAGAAACACCCUGUAUUGGUCAGAUACCAAAACGAAAAAGAUCCAUUCUCAGUCCCUCUUCGGCACCCAAGAAUACCCAACCGCUGACAUCGACAUUAGCCUCCCCGGUUCCUGGCUCCCAAUAGCCUUAGCAGUUGAUUGGGUCGGCAAUAAACUGUACAUCGCUGACUCCAUCGGACAAAAAAUCGACAUUUUUGAACUCCAAGGUAAAUUCCACGCGGUCGUCUUGGGUUCCAACCUAACAAAUCCAGCUGACAUCGCCCUAGACCCCACGGUUGGUUACAUGUUUGUCGCGGACAGUUCUCAAGUCCUGAGAGCCAAUAUGGACGGCACCAAGUCCGUAUCGAUAGUUUCAGAAGCGGCUUACAAAGCUUCAGGAGUCGCGGUCGACAUCAUCGCUAAAAGAGUCUACUGGUGCGAUUCUCUCCUGGACUAUAUAGAAACCGUGGAUUACGACGGUCAGAAGAGGUUCCUAGUAGUGAGGGGCCAGCAGGUGCCAAGCCCCGCUCGGUUGACUUUAUUCGAAAGCAGAGUAUUCUGGACUGACGGCACAAAGCAAGGAAUCAUGUCUGUGGACAAAUACGAGACCAGCAAGCUACAGUCGAUUUAUCGAAUGCAAGAUAUCAGAGACCCGAAGGCUAUCAAAGCGGUUCACCCCCUGGUCCAGCCGUAUGUCAGCAAUCCCUGCGGGAACAACAACGGGGGCUGUCAGCAUCUGUGCGUCAUCACCAACGUAGGCUUUAAUCUAGGCUAUCGCUGCGCUUGCAACAUCGGGUGGAAGCUUGCCGUGGAUGAGCGCAACUGCGACCUCGUGGACGAAUUUCUAAUGUACUCCCAACAGAGGUUCAUCAAAGGCAAAGUUCUCAACCCCGUCGUGGAGGGAUUCAACGAUGCCAUACUCCCCGUGGUGUCCAGAAGAGCGCGCUUUGUUGGCCUUGACUUUGACGCCGAGGACCAAUACAUCUACUACUCCGACGUGCUCCAGGACGUCAUCUACCGCGUCCAUAGAAACGGCUCGGCGAGGGAGAUCGUGUUGGCGUCACAGAAUGAAGGCGUAGAAGGCCUGGCCGUAGAUUGGGCCUCUAAGAACCUUUACUACAUCGACAGCAGGAAAGGGACGCUCAAUAUGCUGUCUACUCGCAACGUGACAUACAGAAGAACGCUGAUGAUCAACCUAAAACGACCUAGAGCAAUAGUCGUUCAUCCGAACAAAGGUUUCGUCUUCUUCUCUGAGUGGGAUAGGCCGGCGAAUAUAUCUAGAACCCUGAGCGACGGAAGCAAACGAAUAGUAUUCAAGAAUCUCACCCUUGGCUGGCCAAACGGGCUGUCAAUCGAUUUUCAAAUGGAUCGGUUGUAUUGGUGCGACGCCCUUCUAGAUCACGUGCAGCACUCGAAUUUGGACGGUACCGAUGUCAAAACUGUAAACUCACGGCUGAUCAGACACCCGUUCAGCAUAGUGAUUUUCAAGGAUUUCAUGUACAUAACGGAUUGGAGAUUAGAUGCUAUCAUCAAGCUGCAUAAGUUGCGAGGCGACAUGGAGGAGACUUUGGUUAAGGAACCGCAGACCAAUAGACUUUAUGGAGUUAAGAUCUACAGCGAAAAAGAGCAGCAAGUUAUGCCAACCCACCCUUGCUACAACAACAACGGCGGCUGCCAAAAACUUUGUUUCGCCAUCCCCAGAGAAAAUUCGAACGAUCUCCAUGCCAAAUGUGGUUGCCCAUAUGGCGAACGGCUGGCCGGCGACGGAAAAACCUGUCAGGCUGAUCCAAACCAUGAGCCACCCGUCCAGGCAUGCCCCAACAGCUGGGAUUUCACCUGCAGCAAUCAGAGAUGCAUACCGAAAUCUUGGGUCUGCGACGGAGAUGAUGAUUGUCUGGAUAAUAGCGACGAGAACCAGAAUUGUUCAAAACCAACUUGCGGCGCCAACGAGUUUCAAUGCAAAUCAGGCCGCUGCAUCCCGAUGACUUUCAAGUGUGACGCAGAAAACGACUGCGGCGACUUCAGCGACGAAACAGGCUGCGUCAACGUCACGUGCAGCAGCACGCAGUUCCACUGCGGCAACGGCCGAUGCAUCCCGAGCAGCUGGAAGUGCGACUCGGAGAACGACUGCGGCGACGGAUCGGACGAAGGCGAUUCCUGCGCGGAAAAGACGUGCGCAUACUACCAGUUUACGUGUCCGAGGAACGGGCACUGCAUCCCUCAGAACUGGGUGUGCGACGGAGAUGACGAUUGUUUCGAUAAACAGGACGAGCAGGACUGCCCGCCGAUCACAUGCCAGUCGAAUCAAUUCAAGUGUGCGGAUCUGAAACAGUGUAUCCAGGAGAGCUACAAGUGUGACGGGAUUCCGGAUUGUAACGAUGGAAGCGACGAGCUUGGAUGCCCUUCUAUUGCUCCUGACCAGUGUAAUCCAGAAAAACAAUUUCAGUGUGAGAAAUCCGGAAUUUGUAUCCCCAAGGCUUGGCAUUGUGAUGGAACACCAGAUUGUGAUGAUAGAUCUGAUGAACCGAACUCCUGUGGAAAUAUCGAUUGCCCUAUCAACUUCUACAAAUGUAACAGUACUCAAUGUAUAUUUAAGUCGUACAUCUGCGAUGGCAAACAAGACUGCGAAGACGGUUUGGACGAAAGCUACAUUCACGCAUGCGUCAAGCCUCCUUACAGAUGUCCUGAUGGUCAGUGGCAGUGUCCUGGCGUGUCGGAACGUUGUGUCAACAUAACCAGCGUUUGUGACGGUAAAGUCGAUUGCCCCAAUGGAGCAGACGAGGGACCAGACUGCACUUUCGAAGAAUGUCAACAUCAAGGUGGUCUCUGUUCUAACGGAUGCAAACAAACUCCUCAGGGUCCGUUAUGCCUCUGCCCCUCCGGUGAAGUAUUGGGCUCAGAUGCAACGAACUGUGAAGACCUGAACGAAUGUGAGCCUCCGGGAUUAUGUUCUCAAAGUUGCACCAAUACUAAGGGGUCGUACUUUUGUAGCUGUGUCGGUGGUUAUACUCUAGAACCUGAUAAACAUUCCUGUAAAGCAUUCAACCAUUCCGCGGCAUUUUUGAUAAUAUCCAACCGUCACUCAAUCCUAGUAGCCGACUUGAAAGAACAAGGCUUGGAGAGGGUGCCAAUCAUCGUAGAAAACGUAGUAGCAACUGCUUCAAACAUGCACACUGGCACUAUUUUCUGGUCGGAUAUGAAGCUCAAAAAGAUAUCAAAACUGGACAAAGGCGGGGAGCCUAUGGACGUGAUUUCCACGGGAUUGGAUCUAGUGGAGGGCUUGGCUUACGACUGGAUUGGUAAGAAUAUCUAUUGGCUGGAUUCGAAACUGAACACCAUUGAGGUUUCCAAAGAGAACGGCUCCAACAGGAUCGUGCUAGUCAGAGAAAAUAUCACACAACCUCGAGGAAUGUGCUUGGAUCCAAGCCCAGGUGCAAGAUGGCUAUUCUGGACAGACUGGGGAGAGAACCCACGUAUCGAAAGAGUUGGUAUGGACGGAACGAACCGUUCAACAAUCAUCAACACCAAAAUAUACUGGCCCAAUGGUUUGACCCUAGACACAGCGACGCAGAGGGUCUACUUCGCCGAUUCAAAACUAGACUUCAUAGAUUUCUGCUACUACAAUGGUACUGGUCGACAACAAGUUCUAGCCGGCAGUCACUAUCUCCUCCAUCCUCACUCCCUCACACUCUUCGAAGACACUCUAUAUUGGACUGACCGGCAGUUGAACCGGGUUCUUUCCGCUCACAAAUUCAGAGGAAACAACCAAACCGUAGUCUCGCACUUGAUUUCCCAACCUUUGAGCAUACACGUGCAUCACCCUUCGUUGCAACCCAUCACCGAGAACUCGUGUUUAAGCGCUCCUUGUCAGCAUAUUUGUUUGCUCUCUCCAUCGUCUAGCACGGGAUAUACGUGCAAGUGCAAACCUGGAUUCAAGCUGAACCCUGGAGGAGUUUGCAGCGAGGAGGACAAUGCCUUCUUGAUGGUAAUGAAAGGAACUCAAAUCAUCGAUGUGUCGCUCAAUCCUGGCGAUAGUUCUGCCGGAUUCAUCACCGCUGUUGUCGGAAUCGAUAACGGUUUGCAAGUCGACUAUGAUAGGAAGAAUCAUCUAAUAUAUUGGGUUGAGAGCAAAGAUUCCACUGGAGAGAAUUGUACCAUAUGGAGCACCCCCUAUGGAGGAGGAAACAAAACCCAAGUCCUAGGUGUCGACUCUGGCAUUGUUGGAUCUCCUUCCACUAUCGCUUUUGACUGGCUUGGCAGGAAUCUGUUUAUUGGCAACCGCAAAGCUAGUAAUAUCGAAGUUAUAAGAAUAGAUGGAAAAAUCAAACACCGCCUUAUAAUUUUGGCUAACGACGGAAACAGAACAUCGGUAGCGAAACCUAGAGCUAUUUGUCUCGACCCCAUGGACGGUAAGCUCUAUUGGACCGACGAGGGAGGUUAUGGCGUACCACAGAAGAUAGGAAAAGUAAAUAUGGACGGCACCAACCCCAUAGUGUUAGUUGACGACAUUGAGAAACCAGACGCUCUUGUCAUCGACUAUGAAACGAAGACGCUCUACUUCAGUACUCAGUACCCGGCCUUAAUAGGAAGGAUUGGCGUUGAUGGCAAGAACAGAGCCACUAUCCUGAACGAACAAAACUAUAUAUCGUCUCCAAAGGCCUUAGGUGUGCUGGGAUCUCGCCUGUUCUACUUAGAUCCUACUUACGAGAAGUUGGUACAGGUCGCUCUACCUUCGGGCGGUAAUGAAAGGAUUAUUUUGGAGAACGAACCGGAUCUGAAGACGUUCACUAUUUUCAAGAAAAGACCGCUGGGAGAACACCCUUGUCUACAAGGCAACGGUGGCUGCGAACACAUCUGCAUCCCGGCUGAGGGUAGAUCAAGCACGUGCGUCUGCGGUGUAGGUUACAAGAAGAACGGUAUGAGUUGUUCGCCUUACAGGACUUUUGCCGUCGUCUCACAACUCGACAUGGCUAGAGGCUUGAGUCUUAAGGACAGCUCCGAAGCGAUGGUCCCCAUCACAGGGCCCGGACAUCAUAUUCUGCACGUGGACGUUCACUUCGCUGAGAAUUGGAUCUACUGGGUGGAGUUCAACAGAGGUUCGUGGAAUGGCAUCUUCAGAAUCAGGCCAAACGGUACUGAGUUGCAACACAUCAUUAAAGAUGGCAUAGGUAGUAACGGUAUUCGUGGUUUGGCUGUUGACUGGAUAGCAGGAAAUUUGUAUUUCACAAAUGUUUUUCCACACGAAAAUUACGUAGAGGUUUGUUGGUUGGAUGGGAGAAACCGGAAGAUAAUUGUCAAGUCCACAACAGAUGCACCAAGAGAGCUUGCUGUAAAUCCUAUUAAGAGGAUACUGUACUGGAUUGAUUACGGACAAUAUCCCCGUAUAGGUAAAUCAAACCUGGAUGGGUCGGAAUGGCAACCGGUUGUAACAUCAGGAAUUAGCAACCCCAGAGAUCUCACCAUUGACAUGAACAAUCACGAUGUCUAUUGGGUUGAUUCGAAACUAGAUAUGAUUCAAAGAAUAUCUUACAGCGGCGGUAACCGACAAGUUAUCAGACGCAAUUUACCGAACCCGAUGGGCAUAGCCGUUCUCAAAUCCGACUUAUAUUGGGUCGAUAGGAACCUAAAGGCCAUUUUUAGAGCCUCGAAACAACCCGGGAAUUCAACGCUGCCGACGAGAGUGAGGACCAAUUUGGAGAGUCUGAGAGACAUUGCUAUAUACGACAAUACCAACCAGCCAAGUGAUGAUACCAACCCUUGCAGCAGAUACAGAAAUGGGGGGUGUGAACAACUAUGCUUCUCCUUCCCCCAGGAUAUCGCGACGGUUUCUAAACCGAGUUUCAGAUGCGACUGUGCGACAGGAAAUAUCACGGAUGGUCGCAAGUGUGGCUUCGUCAAUGAGUACCUAGUUUUCUCUACCAGGACUGAAGUGAGAGCCGUUAAUCUAGACGCACGGUCUACUAAUGUGCCGUUCGCUCCAGUUGGCAACCUCACCAACGUCGUGGGAAUUGAUUUCGAUUUCAAACGCAAGAUACUCUUCUUCACACAAAUUAGACCAUGGGCUAAGAUAGCGCAGAUGUCGGCUACGAAUCCUGAGAGUAAGGCCAUCGUUACUUUGAAGAAUAAGGGCAUCAAUCCUGAAGGUAUCGCAUACGAUUGGACUCAACAAAAAAUUUACUGGACGGACUCCUCCAACCGCAGCAUAUACGCCAUGAAUCUCGACGGCUCCGAUUUGAUCAUGAUCACCAGGGUAGAACGAGCCAGAGCGAUCGUUAUCGACCCCUGCAAUGGUACCCUCUUCUUCACCGACUGGGGGAAAUUCGGCACCACCGGCAAAAUCUUCAGAACUACAAUGGCGGGAUCCCUUAAACGUGUAAUCAUAGACAAAGAUCUAGCGCAGCCUUCGGGCCUAGCGAUAGACUAUGACGAGCAGAUGCUCUACUGGACGGACGCAGUUAGAGAAAAAAUAGAACGAUCAGAUUUGAGCGGGAAGAACCGGGAAGUGCUGGUUUCAGCUACGAUCUACCCAUUUUCAAUUACCGUCUUCGGCAAGUACAUCUACUGGACGGAUCUACAACUCAGGGGCGUCUACAGAGCGGAAAAACACACCGGGGCCAACAUGAUUGAGAUCGUUAAGAGGCUGGAAGACAGCCCGAGGGACAUCCAAGUCUUCUCGGACCGGAGACAGCGGUGCUCAGUCAACCCCUGUCAGAUCAACAACGGUGGAUGCGCAAAGAGUUGUCAUCCUGGCGUGAAUGGUACGGCCGAAUGUCGCUGCGACGAAAACACCAAGCUUGUCAACGAAGGGAAGAUGUGUGUGGCUAAGAAUUUGAGUUGUGACUCUAGCAAGUUCUAUUGCGCUAAUGGCAGGUGCAUAUCUAGGAUGUGGGCUUGCGACGGGGACGACGAUUGUGGCGAUAAUAGCGACGAGGAUGAGAACUAUUGUUCUUUCCACUCUUGUUCCACAAACGAAUUCCGCUGCGCUAACGGCCGCUGCAUAUUCAAAUCGUGGAAAUGUGACCAUGAAAACGACUGCAAAGAUGGAUCCGACGAAACUGACUGCGACUAUCCGCCGUGUGCCGCAGGCGAAUUCACUUGCGAGAAUAAAAGGUGCAUCCCCAUGGCUCAGGUCUGUAACGGGGUUAACGACUGCAAAGACAACUCCACUUCUGACGAAGAGCACAAGAGAUGCCCCAAAAACAUGACAUGUCCUGAGAAUCAUCUCAAAUGCGAUACGACGAACAUUUGCGUGGAACCUUAUUGGCUGUGCGAUGGAGAUAACGACUGCGGAGAUAAUUCCGAUGAAAAUCCACUGCAUUGUGCUGAUAGAAGUUGCCCGCCGAACAGCAUCAGGUGUUCGAAUCACCGGUGCAUUCCUGCUACUUGGUACUGCGAUGGAGAUGACGACUGUGGUGAUGGUGCUGAUGAACCUCCGGAAUACUGUAAAAGCGAUGGGCGCACAUGUUUUGGUGAUCUAUUCACUUGCGAUAAUGGCAAUUGUGUUCCCAGGAUUUAUAUUUGUGACGGAGAUAAUGACUGUCUUGAUAACAGUGAUGAGGAUAAUCGGCACGAAUGCAAUGAUCGGAAAUGUGACGAGGAAACGGAAUAUACGUGCGAGGCCAACAAGGAAUGGGGAAGAGCUCAAUGCAUUCCGAAAAAGUGGCUGUGUGAUGGAGACCCAGACUGUGUCGAUGGAGCUGAUGAAAACGCUACGAUACACCAUUGCGCUACUCCAGCCCCUUGUAGUGAUGAUCAGUUCACAUGCGCUAAUGGAAGAUGUAUCAAUAAAGGUUGGGUUUGUGACCAUGACAAUGAUUGCGGAGAUGGUACAGAUGAAGGAAAAGAAUGCAACUCGAAGUACAAACUUUGUAAUACCAACGAAUUCACGUGCCAGAACUUCAAAUGCAUCCGAAACCAGUACAGGUGCGAUGGGGAAGACGAUUGUGGUGAUAGAUCAGAUGAGGUCAAUUGCAAAAAAGAAAACAUGACUUGUCCGGAUUCUACUCAGUUUAGGUGCAACAAUGGACAAUGCAUCAACUAUAACCUGGUUUGUAAUAAGAUAUCUGACUGUUCUGAUGAUUCUGAUGAACCGUUACAUUGCAAUGUUGAUGAGUGCGCUAAAGUCGAGAUACAUCAAUGUGGACACAAAUGCAUUGACACCCCUACUGGGUAUUACUGUGAAUGUAAUCAAGGAUAUAAAUUAUUGGAGGAUGGUAAAGCUUGCUCUGACAUCGAUGAGUGCAUAGAAAAACCCGGUGUCUGCUCCCAGUACUGUUCCAACACCCCGGGCAGCUACUACUGCAAAUGCAAUGACGAAUACUACGAGCGGGAAAGCGACGAGCACACCUGCAAACGCAAGGACAACAUCCAACCGUGGAUCAUCUUCACCAACAAAUACUACGUGCGCAACAUGUCGGUAGAUGCCCACGUCUACAACCUCAUGCACCAGGACCUAAUGAACGUGGUGGCACUCGAUUACGACAUGAAGGAACAGCAGCUGUACUUUUGCGAUGUUACGGCAAAAACGAUAUUCAAGAGCCCUAUCGGCAGUAAGACGAAACAGCCGGUCAUUCGACAUGAUUCGCAUGGACUCGAAGGCAUCUCCGUGGAUUGGAUCGGAAGGAAGCUGUACUGGUUGGAUAGGCACUCAAAGAACCUGGAGGUUGCAGAGCUGAACGGUACCAACCGAAGAACGCUGAAGACGAGCAUUCCUGAUCCGAGAGCUAUGGUCGUUCAUCCUGGUAUCGGUUACCUCUACUUCACCUCGUGGCACCUGCAAGCCUUUGUCGGGAAGAUAGGAAUGGACGGGUCGAACUUCACCAGGAUUCUAACCUGGGAAGAUGACAUCGCUUGGCCCAACGCUCUCACCAUCGACUUCUUCACAGACCGUCUCUAUUUCGCCGAUGCUCACCUGGACUACAUCGCGUCUACAGAUCUGGAAGGCAGACAUCGCCAUGUAGUUCUUUCUGGAAACAGCGUUCCACACGUCUUUGCACUGUCCUUGUUCGACGACUAUAUCUACUGGACGGACUGGAACCUCAAGGCCAUCAGCAGAGCUAAUAAGUUCAGCGGCAAAGACCUGCAAGUUCUGCGAAACACCACCCACAAGCCGUACGACAUCCAGAUAUUCCACCCACUCAGACAGUUACCUUAUUACAACCCUUGUGGUGAUAAUAAUGGAGGUUGUUCGCAUUUGUGUCUUAUUUCGCCACCUCCCGCGUCCAGUUACUUAAAUAUCGACGGCUACGGUGAUGAGGGACAGACGACAUUCAAGUGCGCAUGCCCGAAUCAAUUUUAUCUGGCUAGUGACAGGAAGACCUGCAUCGCUAAUUGUACGGCUGGGCAGUGGCAGUGUAAGGGAAGCGAUGAGAAAUGUAUUCCAUGGCAUUGGCAGUGCGACGGCGAGAAAGACUGCAAAGACGGCUCCGACGAACCCGCCACUUGUCCUCCGAGACAAUGCCGCGCGGGCACUUUCCAAUGCAAAAACCUCAACUGCACACCCUCGGCCACCAUCUGCGACGGCACGAACGACUGUGGAGAUAACUCGGAUGAGCUGAACUGCGACAAGGAGUGCCCAGAAUCAGAAAUGAAAUGUCGUUCAAACGGCCGCUGCAUCCUGAACAGCUGGAAGUGUGAUGGUGAUGCCGACUGCAAAGAUGGCUCCGACGAGGACCCCGCAAUCUGCAACAAGAGAGAGUGCGACCCGGUGACGGAGUUCGCGUGCAAGAACGGCCGCUGCAUCCAGAAGCUGUGGAUGUGUGACUUCGACAAUGACUGCGGGGAUGACUCGGAUGAGCCUGCGUACAUGUGCAGGCAGAGGAACUGCACCACAGGAUGGCAACGCUGUCCCGGAAGGUCGAAUUAUAGAUGCAUACCGAAGUGGCUGUUCUGUGACGGUAAAGAUGAUUGUCGGGAUAAUUCCGACGAGCUGCCUGAGAAUUGUCCUGCAUGCAACACGGAGACUGAUUUCAAGUGCAAGAACAACCGAUGCAUCCCGAAGCAGUGGAAGUGCGACUUCUCUGACGAUUGCGGGGAUGGAUCAGAUGAGCUCGAAGAGGAAUGCAAGGGCAUUUAUAGGGAAUGUUCAGAAUCACCUUCCAGGUGCAGCAACGGCAAGUGUAUUUCCUCCCGCUGGCGCUGCGACCACGAAGACGACUGCGGCGACAACUCGGACGAGAGCGGUUGCAGCGGCUUCCAAUGCAAAAACGGAACAUUCCAGUGCACCUCCGGCCACUGUAUCGCCUCCUACUUCCGGUGCGAUGGCGAGCGCGAUUGCAGAGACAUGUCUGACGAGAAAAACUGCCCGCCGAGGUACCCGGGAGGCAAAUACUGCCCCGAUUCCCGUUUCCAGUGCGAGAACCAUCUCUGUAUCAGUCAGGGCGACCUCUGCGACGGCGCAGAUGACUGUGGAGACGGUUCCGACGAGUCACCGACACUCUGCACGAAUUUCAACUGCGACACGCUAAGGCGUUACCAGUGCAACAACCACAAGUGCAUCCCUCGAUACCAACUCUGCGACGGAAUUGACAACUGCGGCGAUGGAUCAGACGAGAAUAACAUUACCUUGUGCGCCACAAAGAUGAAAGCCUGUGACGCUCAGACCGAGUAUAAGUGCGCCAACAAGCGCUGCGUCGAUAAGAGACAGGUGUGCGACUUCGCUGAUGAUUGCGGAGAUAGUUCGGACGAGCUCGGCUGCCACCACAACAACGUUUGCUCAGAAGCAUCUCGCGGAGGUUGCGAGCACAGCUGCAUGAACCUGACGGAUGGCGGAUACAUUUGCGCCUGCUACUCGGGAUUCAUCAUAUCCAAAGACAAUCGCAAAGUGUGCCUGGACGUUGACGAAUGCGCGACUGGGGCUCACCACUGCUCGCAGAUCUGCACUAACUUAAACGGAACCUACUCCUGCUCGUGUCAGGAAGGCUUCCGGCUGUCGGAUCAGCUCUCGGGAGUAUGCAAGGCUGAAAGGGAAGAUGUGACGCUUCUGGUGUCGAACGGAGGGGAAAUUCGCUCGUUCGAACUCAAGCAAAGGGACGUGGAGGGUGUUAUCAUGGACGAGCAGCGAAUAGAUGCAGUGGAUUACAACCCGAUGAGCCAAAUGAUCUUCUGGGCCGACAGCAGACAGAAGACAAUCAAACGGUCGUAUAUGAUCAACGCGCAGAACGGCGAAGUUAAGGCAGGGUUCGCGCAAGACCUAGAGAUCAGAGGUAACUCAAAACCGAUCGCCAUCUCCGUGGACUGGGUGGCCAACAACCUCUACUGGAGCGAAACCGAUCGCGGAUCCAAACCCAAGGGCAGAAUUAUGGUCGCCAAGACCGACGGCAGAUACCGGCGCUCGCUGGCUAGUGUCGGAAUAGAGAACCCGACGUCCGUUGUCGUUGAUCCGCAGAAAGGUAUGCUCUUCUGGACGGACGCCGGCAGUGCCCCCAAGAUCGAAGUGGCUUGGAUGGACGGUUCCAAGCGCAGGCCGCUAAUCACCGAUGAAAUACGUUAUCCGGCAGGGUUGACUAUUGACUAUGCUAUGGAUCACACUUUGUACUGGGUCGAUACGAAGCUGAACACGAUCGAGAGCAUGAAGUAUGAUGGAACUAAUCGGAAGACGGUCAUCAGAGGGGAAGUGCUGAAACAUCCGGUUUCGUUAGACGUUUUCGAAUCGAACCUUUACUGGAUUACUAGGAAUACGGGCGAGUUGAUCAAGCACGACAAGUUCGGCAGAGGAGUACCGGUUACUAUUCAGAGGGACAUGCAGAAUCCUUCUAGCGUUAAGGUGUACCAUGAUCUCAAAUACAACACCUCGAUCCAGAACCCAUGCAUAAACAGCCACUGCUCCCACUUGUGCCUAAUCGUACCGAAUGGCCACAGAUGUUCAUGCCCGGACUCUUCGACUCCCAGCCAAAAGAUCAAGGCAGACAUCCACUGCGACUCUCCCUCCGAGAAGGAACGGCCGCUCCCGAGAAUAUGCAAGUGCGAGAACGGUGGAGUGUGCGAAGAAUCGGACGAGAACAGCGAUUUGAUGUGCAGGUGUAUGCCCGACUACCAAGGGCAGUACUGCGACAUCCAUACCGAGCACAGCAGGGGAGGGGAAGGAACCAAUAUGUCGGCCAUCGUGAUUCCAAUAGUGGUUAUACUGCUGUUGCUGUGUGCGGGAAUGGGAGUCUACUUCUUCAUCAGGAAGAGGCCUUUCAAGGGAUCUGGAUUGGGCAGUUUGGCGAGCAGCCAAAGCGUCUCCUUCAGACAAGGUACGAAUGUAGAAUUCGGCGGAGCAAAUACAUUCGAUACCAACGGUGGUGGAACUGCAGAUCAUCAUGAUGUAGCCUACAAUCUAGAUGCUGUUAGCAAUAAGAAUAGAGAUUUCCACAACCCCAUGUACGAUGCAGUACAAAACAAUCCGGAGGCGAUCGCAAAUGGAAGCGGAGCUCUCUAUGAAGUAGCGUCGGAUAUGGGCAGACCUAAAGGUGACACCUUCCUAGAACCCCCUAGCGCAGUAAUCGCUCCUUCGAGCGUAAAACACAUGUCCUCGCCGCAAGUACAAGUCAGGCACAGAGAGCUGGAUCCAGCGACACAAGACACCGGGAAAGAUACCCAAAAACUCGUAGAAGAAGACUGCUGAUACAAAAUGAAAUUUCCGAUUUUUCAAAUUCUGGUUGAUUAUAGGUAAUAUCAACAGUGAUUUCUUUGUAUUAUAAAUAGUCAAUAAUGUAAUUUAUUUUUCAAAUAUUCAUACUAAAGCGUGAUCUAAAAUUCUAGUUUGAAAAAUAUAUUUUUCUAUCGAGUUGUCGUGAACGAGAGCCACUAGAAUGGGAGCUAGCGUCUGUUUUCGAAAUCGAGUUUAUAUUGUUAUAGUCGGUUCAGCGAUAUUUGGUUGCUGUAGUAAAA